Molecule: messenger RNA, 2412 nt
Organism: Pistacia vera
Lineage: Eukaryota; Viridiplantae; Streptophyta; Magnoliopsida; Sapindales; Anacardiaceae
Product: putative disease resistance RPP13-like protein 1
Exons: 3
Coding region: 1-2412 (803 amino acids)
Biological process (GO): defense response to other organism
Molecular function (GO): ADP binding
Source: RefSeq, a predicted model, not a curated record
AUGCCUGUAGGGGAGCUCUUUCUCUCUGCUUUCGUUUCGGUGUUGUUUGAGAGAUUGACAUCGCCGGAGUUGCUGCAGUUUGCGAGUGAAGAGGGGAUACGGUCAAAGCUGAAAAAGUGGGAGAAAAACUUCAGGUGGAUUGAGGCAGUGCUCAGCGGCUUGGAGGACAAGCAACUUGAUCCCAAGGACUCUGUUUCUGAAAUGUGGCUGGAAGAUCUCCGAGACUUGGUUUAUGAUGUCGAGGAUAUACUGGAUGAGUUCGCUACUGAUACUUUAGGGCGUAAAUUGACGGCAGAACGUCAUCCUAGCAUCAGCAGGGUACAGAAUUGCAUCCCAGAUUGUUUCACUGGUUUGACUCCACAUGCUAUCAAGUUCAAUGCCAGUUUGAGGUCCAAGAUAGAAGAGAUCGAUUUGGGGUUGGAAGAUCUCGAUGCAAGAAUAAGAUUUCUUGCGUUAACCAGAGCGAAUUUCGGAUGCCCAUCAGCUGCUGCAUACCCAAAGCCAACCAGUGGAUGGCUGCCAAUUGAACCUGCCAUUUGUGGGAGGGAUGAUGAUAAAGCCAAAAUCCUUGAAAUUGUGUUUCAGGAUGAACCAGGUGAUGACAAGUUUCGCAUAAUACCCAUCAUCGGCAUGGGAGGAAUUGGCAAAACAACACUAGCUUGGGAGGUGUACAAUGAUAAAGCAGUGAACAAUUUCCACCCAAGAGCAUGGGUUUGCAUCGCCAGUGACUUUGAUGCUCUAGGAAUCUCCAAGGCAAUUAUUGAGUCGAUCACUUCCAAGUCUUGUGAUGAAGAGACUUCGGGUCGAGUUUAUGGAAAACUGAAAGAUGAACUUGACCGGAAAAAAUUCUUGCUUAUUUUGGAUGAUGUAUGGAACAAGAACUACUGCGACUGGGAGUACCUGAAAUCUGCCUUUAAAGUUGGAGCACCAGGGAGUAGAAUAAUUGUGACUACUCUUGACUUCGAAGUUGUAUCAGCCAUGACUGGAUCCAAUGAAGGUCACAGUUUAAAGCCCCUGUCAGAUGAUGAUUGUUGGUCCGUAUUUGCUAAGCAUGCAUUCCAGACUAGAGGUAUUGGUGCAGUUUCAAAUUUGGACUGGAAACGUGAGAAAGUUAUUGCCAUGUGCGGAGGCUUGCCCUUGGCUGCAACAAUUCUUGGUGGUCUUCUCUACACCAAGCAAAGACGUGAUGAAUGGGAAGAUAUAUUAAGCAAAAACUGGAACUCAUUUGAUGAAGGUGACAAAAUUCUCUCAUUCGUGGAGAAGCAACUUGUCUUUUUAUGGAUGUCAGAAGGUCUUAUUCAACCAUCAAAUAACAAGCCACCAGAAGAGGAAGGUGGUAAGUACUUUCGAGAGUUAGUGUCAAGAUCAAUUUUUCAACAAUUAAGUAGGGAUAACACCAAAUUUGUAAUGCACGAUCUUGGCAAUGAUCUAGCUCAACAAGUUUCUGGAAAAACAUGUUUCAUGCUAAAAGAUGAAUUGGUCACUAGGAAGAUAUUGGGGAUUCGUCACUCUUCUUAUAUUUUGUUACUAGCAGAUUGUUGCUAUCUCUUAAAGCUACCUUCCAAGAUGAAGAAUUUGAUCAAUCUACGCCAUCUUGAUAUAUCAGGUGCAAAUUCAAUAUCAGAGAUGCCUUUAGGAAUGAAAGAUUUGACAUGCCUCCAAACAUUAUCUAAUUUUAUUGUGGGGAAAAAUACUGGAUCUGAUUUAGAAGAUUUAAUGUGUUUAAAGGAUCUUCGUGAAAAGCUUUGUAUCUCAAAGCUAGAGAAUUCACAGGAACCAACAACAUUCGUAUUGAGAGAUAUGCGUCACCUAAAAUUUUUGGUGCUAGAAUGGAGUCCUGAACUUGAUCAUCCACGAAUUAAUGCAGAAGAAGAAACGGUACUUGAAUGGCUGCAACCUCACGAAAAUCUGGAAGAACUCACGAUCAAAUGCUAUGCCGGUACAAAAUUUCCACCUUGGGUUGGGAAUCCCUCGUUACACUCGAAACCAAUGGUACUAAGGAUCCUAAGGUUGGAGAAUUGCAAAAAUUGCACUUCUUUGCCUUCAUUGGGGUUGUUUACAUCGCUAGAAGAACUCAUCAUCAAAAACAUGUCAGGAAUCAGAAGGAUUGGUUUUGAGAUAUAUGGGCAAUCGUUGGUGAAUCUUUCUUUUGAGGGUAUGAAAGAAUGGGAACAUUGGGAUCCUAUUGGCGAAAAUGAGCAUGUUGAAAGAUUCCCUUGUCUUCGAAAGCUUUCCAUAAAAAAUGGCCCCAAACUCUGUGGAGCACCAUUUAAUCAUCUUCAGUCAUUGGAGAAACUGGUGGUGUAUAAAUGUGGGCAGUUGGUGGUUUCCUUCUCAAGCUUUCCAAGGCUGUGCAAACUGCAAAUUAGAUAUAGAUGGCUGCAAAAAGAUGGCGUGCAGCAGUCUAACUGA